UCGAGCGCUCCUUUGUGGACGGCUCAGCACGUCAGACACUCGUGUCUAAGGAGCUUCGGCAGCCAGGGGCCCUUGCAAUGGACUGCCCCGAGGAGCGCCUCUACUGGUCGGACCUUGAGUUGCGACGAGUUGAACAUGUGCAGCUCAAUGGGGAGCAAAGGAAAGUGCUGCUGUCCAACGUGCAAGCAAAUGCCCUGGCCGUGUUUGGAGACCAGCUCUUCAUCCUGGACCGGGUCGAACAAUGCAUUCUGCGCGCUCACAAGCUGAGUGGUGCUGACAUGCGGCCUCUACAGGCCCGGCGGCCCCAGCUGAGUGCGCUGGUGGCAGUACGGCGGCCAGCAGCGGCGGAGACGGCUCAACCGUGCACGGGUCACCGCUGUUCCCACUUGUGUCGUGCAGUACGAGGGCGCGCGCAGUGCACCUGCCCUCCAGGACUGGUGCUGCGUGGCAGCAACGAAUGUGUAACUGCAGCACGGUGCAGUGCCGAGCGUGAGUUUGGCUGUGCCACAGGUGGCUGCGUGCCCGUGGAGGUUCGCUGUGAUGGAGCCGCCGACUGUGCAGACCGCUCGGACGAACUCGACUGCCCCCCGGGCUGUGCACCGGGCACGGAGUUCCGCUGCCGCGACGGCGGCUGUGUGCCCAAGCCGCGCCUGUGCGACGGCACUGCCGACUGUGCCGACGAGUCGGACGAGUUGUGCUGCGGCGCCGAUCGGUUUGCCUGCCAUUCGCGUGACCAGUGCAUUGACCGGUCGCGUGUGUGUGAUCGGCGACCCGACUGUGCCGACCGUUCGGACGAGCUCGUGUGUGAGGCCGUAAGCAGCGCCGGUCGCACGGCCACCACCACUGUGGUCCUGCUCAUCGUGUUUGGCUCACUGACGGUGCUGCUGGCCAUUGGCCUCUGCUGCUACCAGCAGCGCACACGCACGGCCCCCGCCGCUGCACCACACGCCGCCGCCUAUCGUAUGCUGCCGUAUCCAAAGCCACCGGCAGCCCCACCGCCGUCCAGUACCGCAUCCAGCAAUGGCUACCCGCGUGAGACGCUCAACCCUCCACCUAGCCCUGCCACACUGUAUGGCGGCCCCACGCCGUGCUCAACGGACGUGUGCGAUGACAGUGAACCGUGCCGGUGCGAUGACUCCCUCUAUGACUCGGACCCCAACCCACCACCGCCAACACCACGCAGCCGUGGCUGUGUCUCGGAUGCCAGCUGCCCGCCGUCACCGCUCAAUGAGCGGGCCUUCUGCCACCCUCCUCCACCGUCACCCGUGCCAGAGUCAGACUACUGAGUGUGUACAGGACAUGUUGCUCAUUUUUGUACAAAGUGCCAUCCCAAGUAAAGCACACGUGUCAUUCCUUGCUAACAGGAGCAAGGAUUUGUUGAUUUUGCCACAGCAUGCAGAAAAUGCAUGUAUGGCACCACAGGGUACAAAUCGGAAUGUUGGUUGUACGUACAAGCAAACAGCUGGCAUCAGCACAGAAUGACCAGAGUGGACAGGGUGUGGGCAGAUAAAUGCCUGUUUGGUCAUCCGUACCAGGGCCCCACUCUGUUAACAGAUGGGUUUUAACUAAACUCCUUAUACUUACUUGGCACUGUAGGUGGUGCAAACUUUUUUUUUUUGUACACGUGUUCACAAAAGAAAGUACUGUAUGUAAGAGUGCCAACACACCAACUAAAGGAA
Messenger RNA from Rhipicephalus sanguineus (brown dog tick), 1679 nucleotides. RefSeq names its product low-density lipoprotein receptor-related protein 5-like. Lineage: Eukaryota; Metazoa; Arthropoda; Arachnida; Ixodida; Ixodidae. The transcript is spliced from 2 exons. The record is from RefSeq and is a predicted model, not a curated record. The coding region runs from base 78 to 1286 and encodes 402 amino acids. Gene Ontology annotation, molecular function: protein binding.